Oppiella nova is the source of this 284-nucleotide messenger RNA. Lineage: Eukaryota; Metazoa; Arthropoda; Arachnida; Sarcoptiformes; Oppiidae. The record is from the annotation of a GenBank genome assembly.
CUUUGAGCCCAAGACUCACACUUCACUCAACACUACAACAGAGAUAACCCUCUCUUCACAUGUCUUACGAUUGUUUGCAAUCCUUUCACUCCUUUUAAUCCAUUCAUCGCUCCAUUAAUCGCAUCGAAAUCAUGAGUGAAUCGCCGGACAAAGCAGUUGAGAAGACGGUCGAGAAGACGGUCGACAGCGACGACAAACAGCCGCGCGAUAGGACUGAAUCGGAGUCAUCUAAUCCGGACAUACACUUCGAGCCCGUCAUUCAGUUGCCAUUAGUGGACAUCCAG